AUGGAUAACUUCUCAGCUUUUCUCUCCUUCAUGGCCUUUGUUUUACUACUUAAACAAAUUUUGAUAGUUGAUGGAAUUAGUGACACAACAAAGGAUGAUGGUUUCGUAGGCAUACUAGGCGCCAUUGUAGACAACAGUUCUCGAAUUGGCAAAGAAGAGGGCAUUGCAAUGCAGAUCGCAGUGGAGGAUUUCAUUAACACAAGCAAUCAGCCUUUGGAUUUGAAGAUCAGAAACUCUCAAGGGGACCCCCUGCAGGCAGCUCUUGCAGCCAGAAGUCUUAUCAGUACGGAUCAAGUGCAAGCAAUUCUUGGUCCACAAACAUGGGAAGAGGUGUCGUUAGUCGCUGAGAUUGGAAGUAAGAGUCACAUUCCUAUUAUGUCUUUAGCUGAUGCAACUCCAGUGUGGGCAACAGAACUGUGCACCUUUCUAGUUCAAGCUUCACCAAACAAGUUAAAGCAAAUGGAAGCAAUAGCAGCUAUAGUUCAAAGGUGGGAGUGGCGUCAAGUCACCAUAAUCUAUGAAGACAAAGACUUUUCAGCCCCAGCAGUGCUAAGCCAUCUAUCUGAUGCUCUCCAAGAAGUAGGUGCAGAAAUUAGCCAUUAUUUAGCCAUCCUGCCUUUUGCUUCUUCAUCAUUGUCAGAGGAACUUCAGAGGCUUAAGAGCAGCCAAUUUAGAGUGUUUGUCGUCCACUUGUCAUUGCCGGUUGCAGUUGAGCUAUUUGAGAAGGCAAAAAUAAUGAACAUGAUGGAAAAGGAUUACGUAUGGAUCAUUAUAGAUCCUUUUGCAAGCCUUGUCCAUUCCUUCAAUGCCUCUACCAUCUCCUCAAUGCAAGGAGUUGUUGGAGUAAAGAGCUACCUCCCUGAAAAUGAGUCCCAUUUUCAGGAUUUUCGCUAUAAAUUUCGCCAGCGGUUUAGCUCAGAGCAUCCUGAGGAGGUCAACCAUGAACCAAGCAUUUUUGCAGCACAGGCUUAUGAUUUAACAUGGACAGUGGCCCUUGCAAUGAGCAAGAAGCGGCAGGGAAGGCAGCAAAUUAUAUCAAACAUUUUGCAAAGUGAUGUUGAUGGCUUAAGCGGGAAGAUUAAUUUUACUGACCAAACAAUAGCUCCAGCACAUACAUUUCAGAUCAUCAAUAUGAAGGGAGAGAGCUACAAAGAACUUGGUUUCUGGUCAGAUGGACGAGGUUUCUCAGAGACAAUUGGUGAAAGUGAUACAUUUAAAUCUUCCAUGAACGCUUUGGGGCAAGUUUUUUGGCCAGGGGGGAUUCAGGGUACCCCGAAAGGAUGGAGUCCACCAACAAGUGCCAAUCCACUUAAAAUUGGUGUUCCAACCAGAGCAUCUUUCAAACAAUAUGUAGAAGUGGAAAUGGAAAAAGAUCACUUGGGAAAUAACAUCUCUUUCUCUUAUAAAGGACUUGCAAUUGAUGUCUUUAAAGCCACUCUAGAAGAAUUGCCAUUUGAUUUGCUAUACAAUUUUUUUCCCUUCAAUGGCACAUUUGAUGCUUUAGUGGAGCAAAUUCAUUUAAAGAACUUUGAUGCCGCAGUUGGUAGUAUAUCGAUACUAGCCAACCGAUAUCAGCAUGCAGAAUUCACAGCACCUUACACUGAAUGCGGACUGGUAAUGGUAGUACCCGUUCGUUCAAGAACACGAGAGAAAGCAUGGUUAUUCAUAAAGCCCUUCACAAACGCCAUGUGGGUUUUAAUAGGAGCCACAAGUAUCUACAAUGGCUUUGUUAUAUGGUUGAUAGAGAGAAACCACUGCCCUGAAUUCAAAGGCUCCAUCUCAAAUCAAGUAGGAACCUUGAUUUGGUUAGCCUUCAGCACUCUUUUCUCCUUGAAUAGGAACAAGUUGAAAAGCAAUCUGUCACGGAUCACAAUGGUCGUGUGGCUGUUCAUGGCUCUAGUUAUCACGCAGACUUACACCGCUAAGCUCGCCAGCUUGCUGACUCUGCCGCAGCUUGAACCGACUGUGGUUGAUGUUUUUGCAUUGCAAAACAGCAAUGCAAUGGUUGGUUGUGCCGGAGCAUCGUAUACUUCGAAAUAUCUGGAGGAAGUUUUGCACUUCCGCCACAACAACAUCAAGAACUUCUCCAGGGCUGAUGAGUACGCUCCAGCCCUCAGAAGAAGAGAAGUUGCAGCCCUCUUUCUUGACCUUCCUUUGGCCAAAGUGUUCCUUGCAGAAAACUGCAAAAGCUUCACCAUGACUGGACCUACAUACAAAGUUGGGGGAUUUGGAUUUGCAUUUGCAAGGGGAUCUCAGUUGCUUCCUAAUGUAACUCAAGCAAUGCUGAAGGCCUCCGAAAACGGAACGGUUCGAGACCUAGAAAAAAACAUGCUUGCUUCUCAGAAGUGCAUGGACAUGGACCUAGAGGAUGACCGUCUUAGUCUUAGUCUCAACCCCAGUUACUUCUGGGUGUUGUUCCUUUUCACGGGAGGCACAUCCUCCAUGGCUCUUGCCAUCUACAUCUUUCGUGCUUAUAAUUCCAUGUCCAUGUCUGAACACAAUGUUAGCUGGAAGUUGAUGAUGUCUGUAAUGAAACACUGGGGGAAUCAAAGGGGGCGGUUCUCAAGAAAAGUGAGUGAUAUUGCUCAAACUACUCCUACAAAUUCUCCAAAUGCAACUGAGUACUGAUCUUCAAUCUGGUCAAAUGUAGUCAUUGUACAUAAAGGCCAUUGCCAUGAAAUUAAUUAAGCACAGCGGGAGUUACCCGCUAAUCGAUUAGUAAUUUAAUUCGCAUUAAUUAUCCAUUGGACUUACUUCAAUUUUAAUUCCUUGUUCAGCUAAAUACAAG
Molecule: messenger RNA, 2788 nt
Organism: Prunus dulcis (almond)
Lineage: Eukaryota; Viridiplantae; Streptophyta; Magnoliopsida; Rosales; Rosaceae
Product: glutamate receptor 2.8-like
Exons: 5
Coding region: 1-2628 (875 amino acids)
Cellular component (GO): plasma membrane
Molecular function (GO): ligand-gated monoatomic ion channel activity; signaling receptor activity
Source: RefSeq, a predicted model, not a curated record